AUGUCGGAAUCCGAGCCCUCAAAAGACAAGACGGCGGAAGGGGCUGUGGAGGCCAAACACCGGGGACGUCAAGCUGUAUGGAUUCACUUUCUAACGAUAUACUCAGCAGGAAUCCCAGAGCCUUUACUCGGAAUCGUACUCGGUCAGCUCAUUAACGAACUGAACGAUGUCUCCUGCUCUGCAACAACGUAUAAUCCUUCCUCGGUCCGGACCAAAGUCCUCUAUCUCAUCUACAUUACCAUCUUCAACUUCGCCGCCAUCUACAUAUACGCUGCCUGCUGGGCACUGAUCAGCGAGCGUCUGGCUCGCCGGUAUCGCAAGGCCUACUUCCGCAGUUUGAUCCGUCAGGACGCUGCCUUCCAUGACACUUUGCCCUCAGGGCAAGUAAUUUCUCGAUUGGUAAGCGACAUUGAGACGGUACAGUCUGGCACCUCCGAGAAGGUGGGAAUCUACAUUGCGACCCUGUCUUACUUCAUUACGGCGUACAUCGUGGCAUUCAUCAAAGUGCCCAUCGUCGCGGGCAUCCUGGUGGCUAUUGUGCCCUGCUUCUUUGCCAUGUCUCUGCUUGGGGGCCACUUUACGUCGCGCUAUGGAAAUCGCGUCGGCAAACAUGUCGACCAGGCAACCUCCAUCGCCUCAUCCAGCUUGUCUCAUCCCCGCAUCGUGCACGCGUUUAACGCUCAUCGACGCCUGGAGGAGUUGUUUUCGGCCAGCUUAUCCAAGGCCCACACGGAUGCGUUGAAGAAGGCGGCAGUUCAUGCCGCACAAAUGGGGUUCCUGUUUUUCAUUGUCUAUUCUUCAAACGCGCUGGCAUACUGGAAGGGUGCCCACUUGAUCGCGGACUAUAUUGAUGGUGUUGCCGGCUCUGGUGUCUCUCUGGGGUCCGUGUAUACCGUUAUCUUCAUUCUCAUUGACGCUUCCUUUAUCCUGAGUCAAGUCUCCCCAUACAUGCACGUCUUCAGCGCCGCUGCAAGCGCGUCCGAGCGACUGCUAGAAGUCAUCAACCGUGACUCAGAAAUCGAUGGCACGUCUGGGGCCGGAGGACCGAGCGCAUGCCUCGCCGAUCAAACAAUAGUCUUUGAGGAUGUCCACUUCACGUAUCCGGCACGUCCUUCAAAUCCCGUGCUGCAAGGCGUCAAUUGUACCAUCCCGCCAAAGAAACACACAGCCUUUGUCGGCCCGUCUGGGGGUGGCAAAUCGACUAUCGUGGCACUACUGGAACGGUUCUAUGACCCAACCUCCGGAAAGAUCCUCGUCGGAUCCCAAGUGAUGAGCGAUCUGAAUGUGGCGAGCUUGCGUGGACAGAUGGGAUUCGUACAGCAGGAGUCACAACUUCUGGAUCGGUCGAUUCUGGAGAAUAUCGCCUAUGGUCUCGUCGGGUCCCCGGCUCACGAGGAUCUGACUGAAGUCAUCCAAGAUAUGCGUCUGGCAAGCAUUGUAGAGCAGAUCCAAGCUGGUGCUCUGGAAGCGGAAGUUCUCGCUACCUGCGGAGAUCCCAGGAUUGCAGAAAUCGUUCGUCGUGCAAAAGAGGCAGCUGAAAAGGCUAAUGCCCUUUCAUUUAUCGAGACCCAACCUUUUGGUAUUGCGACCAGUGUGGGAACGGCCGGAGGCCAGCUGAGUGGUGGUCAGAGGCAGCGCAUUGCACUUGCAACUGCACUUGUCCGUGAGCCUAGGCUGCUAGUGCUCGAUGAAGCUACCGCUGCAUUGGACUCGAUCAGUGAGCGGUUGAUUCAUGAGGCCUUGCUUAAGGUCUCGGGCACGACUACCAUAGUCUCCAUUGCGCACCGCAUGGCGGCUGUGAAAGGUGCUGAUCAGGUAGUCGUCAUCGAGAAGGGCCGAGUGGCUGAAUGCGGCUCUCCUCAGCAGCUUUUAGAACAAGGUGGUCGAUAUGCCGCUAUGAUCGGACAGCAAAAGCUUGAUGAGAAGGACAACGAAGAGCUUUUGCCAACGGCCAGCAGCACCUUUACUGAGAUAUCUGAGGCCCACGGUCAGUUGACUUCAGUCAGCGAGAAAGGUAACGAACUCGAUGAGAAAGAAAAGAUCGAUGCCACUGUGGAGCACAAAGCCGUCCCCGAGGAUGAACAGGACCCUCCUCACUCCAAGCGCCUCACUGUGAAAAUCUGUUUCUCUUUCAUCCGCCCCAACCUUCUGUUGAUUGUUCUUGGACUCGUUAUGUCGGUCAUUAUUGGUGCCAGCUAUAGCUCGAACGCCGUUCUGUUUGGAAAUACACUGGGGGCGCUGAGUCCCUGCAAGGGCACUGCCAGCAUCCGCCACAGCGGGAGCUUCUUCGGACUCAUGUUCUUCAUUGUCGGGCUCGUGGAGUUCUUUGCGAAUGUCAUCGGGGGCUGUGCUUAUGGAUGGGCUGCAGACCAGACCUUGUAUCGCAUCCGAGUCGCAUCCUUUCGAUCCCUGCUUAGCCAGACAAUAACCUGGCACGGGACAGGGGGACGAAGCCCGGGAACGCUCAUCUCGUAUCUGACAGGUGAUGCGUCGGCCAUUAGCGGCCUCACUGGAACAACGAUCGGCCUUCUCCUUGCGACAACAGUCAAUCUCUUCGCUGGUGUGAUCAUCUCAUUUAUUGUAGCCUGGAAGAUCUCAAUCGUUCUCCUCCCCACGAUUCCGGUCCUUCUAGCAGCCGGAGUCAUGAAGCUGCGCGUGCAAAAUCAAUUCGCCGAGCGACACAAGAAGGCCUUCACGCGCGUCACUGAGAUCACCGUCGAAGCAUUGGGGAAUCUGCGGUUCGUCGCAGGGUUCUCGCUUGAAAAACAGCUCUACCGGGAGUUCAUCCACUCCCUGCAAGGACCCUACAAGAAAACCAUGCGAGCGAUUACCUGGGGCAAUUUCUGGCUGGCGACAGCCUUCAGCGUCAGUAACCUGAUCAGUGCCCUUGCAUACUGGUGGGGCUCCAAACAGAUCGCGUCGGGGCUGUAUUCGCAAACGCAGUUCUUCAUUGUCCUGCCCGCGCUGCUCUUCAGCACCCAAUCGUGCGGUCAGAUGCUGGCUCUCGCACCUGAUCUGUCCAAGGCCGGCAAAGCUGCUUCUCGUAUUGUAGACCUCGUGCGCACUGAUUCAGCGGAGAAGGAGCUCGCUGGAUCGAACGACGACAAACAUAGGGGGAUGAUGCUCCCAUCCCCGUCUGAGGAAAAGGCCGGCUUUGACAUCGAGGCCGCACCUGCAGAAUCGACUACUACUCCCGCUUCAACAGCCAUCAGCGCUGAACUCCACCACGUGCACUUCUCCUACCCUACCUCCCCUGAUAUCGCCGUGCUCAAAGGCCUAAGCAUCCACUUCGAGGCAGGCGGAUUUUACGCCCUCGUCGGUCCCAGCGGCUCGGGCAAAUCCACAAUCCUGGCCAUGCUGGAACGCUUCUACUACCCACACUCUGGCUCUGUCCGCAUCGACAACCAAGACAUCACACGCAUCCGCUCCACACAAUUCCGGGACGAGGUCGCGCUCGUACCGCAGGAAAGCGUCCUCUUCGAAGGCAGCGUGGCCUUCAACAUCGCUCUGGGCGCCCGACCCAAUGGUCCGGCGCCCACGCAGACAGAGAUCGAAGAAGCGUGUCGACUGGCACAGAUCCACGAGGUAAUCAUGGAGCUGCCGGAGGGCUACGAAACGGUUUGCACGCACGGCGGGAAGCAGUUCUCGGGUGGUCAGCGCCAGCGGCUGGCGAUUGCGCGAGCGCUGGUCCGUAAGCCGCGGCUAUUGUUGCUGGAUGAGUCGACGAGUGCGCUGGACGGCGAAUCUGAGAGGAAGAUCCAGGAGGCGUUGGCGGGGUUGGUGGGGAAGACGACGAUUGUUGCGAUUGCGCAUCGGUUGAGGACGAUUUACCGCGCGGAUCGGAUCUUUUUGAUUGAAAGUGGGCGAUGUGUGGUGCAAGGUACGCAUGCUCAGCUUGUGGAGAGGAGUGAGAUUUAUCGGGAGAGUGUGCUGCAUCAGUCGUUGGAUGUUUGAUUUAGACUGGUAGAGUAAGCGGUCUUGGUUAGAUUAGGACUGACAACAUUUGCUAGCAUUAUCGUUGUGCUGGUUAGAGCUGAGAGAGAUUAUUAAAAUAGAAUUGUUCCAGAAGCACAAGAUAUCAAA
Messenger RNA from Aspergillus homomorphus CBS 101889, 4083 nucleotides. Its product is annotated as ABC transporter ATP-binding protein. Gene Ontology annotation, molecular function: ABC-type transporter activity; ATP hydrolysis activity; ATP binding. The transcript is spliced from 3 exons. Lineage: Eukaryota; Fungi; Ascomycota; Eurotiomycetes; Eurotiales; Aspergillaceae. Gene Ontology annotation, biological process: transmembrane transport. Bases 1 to 3954 code for a protein of 1317 amino acids. Gene Ontology annotation, cellular component: membrane. The record is from RefSeq and is a predicted model, not a curated record.